CACGUGGCUUUGAAGCAGCCGCGAGUCCUGGAGGUUGCGACGUGACGCACACUUUUACGUGCUGCUGGUGGGAGGGAGGAAAAACAGCGCGAAAUCGCGGAGCGAGAGAGACAUCCUGCCAUCCAGAACCGUGCUGCGUAAUCUGCCUCCAUCCUCCACCUGAUGGCCGACACCAAGGACCCCCAAGAGGAGCAUGAAACCUCUGUUGAGAACACAGAAGAAGCCAACCACGAUCCUCAUUUUGAACCCAUUGUUUCAUUGCCAGAGCAAGAGAUUAAGACACUUGAAGAAGAUGAAGAAGAGUUGUUUAAAAUGAGAGCAAAGUUGUUUCGAUUUGCAUCUGAAAAUGACCCCCCAGAGUGGAAAGAACGAGGCACUGGUGAUGUUAAACUGCUUAAACACAGGGAGAAGGGAACAAUCCGCCUAUUGAUGAGAAGAGAUAAGACACUGAAAAUCUGUGCUAAUCAUUAUGUGACACCAUCAAUGGAACUGAAACCCAACGCUGGUAGUGACAGAGCAUGGGUCUGGAAUACAUAUGCAGAUUAUGCAGAUGAAGCACCGAAACCUGAACUACUGGCCAUUCGGUUUUUAAAUGCAGAGAAUGCCCAGAAGUUCAAGGCAAAAUUUGAAGAAUGUAGAAAUGAAGCAAAGGGAAAUAAAGAUGUGACCAAAAAUGAUAGUGCUGAUAAAGUGGCUGAGAAAUUAGAAGAACUCACUGUAAAGGAGGAAAGCAAGGUUCAAGACAAAGAGGACGCCAAGCAAGAAAAAACAGAAGAGAAGCAAUAAGUCAGCUAAAGCCUUGUUCUUUUAUUUUUUACAAGGGACUUAUAACUAAGGAAAAAGAACUGAGUUUAAACAUUCAGGUUGUUUUUUUUCUAAGCUUUUGUCCUUAAGUUGAAUUUUUCAGAAGCAAAUCCAUUCCCCAGUCAUGAAAAUGUACUGUGUUCACUUUCUUUUUCCAUAGUGGAAACACUUAUUUAUAGUUAUCCAAAGUAACAAAUAAAACCAGUUUGAAAAUGUACUGGAUUCCAUAAUGGUUAUAUCUUGGGCUAGGAAUGUUCAUGGGUGUGGUCCUUAAGUGGAUAUAUGAUGCAGUCCAUCACAUUUCCUUAGAGGUGUUUCAUUGGAAAGGAUUUAAUGGGUUAUUUUUUGUGUUGACCCUGCUAGGAUGACUGUGUAAUUGAAUAAAUUUAAACUGAGAAUGAAUACAUCUGGUGAGUUUUCAUAAAUGUCAUUUUUUUACUAGUCAGUGAAUAAUUGUCUCUGUACUAUUCUGCUUUUGAGGAUCUUAUAUGUUGGGACUAGAUCUACUAGACUGCCAAAGAAUGCUUUGUCUCACCAGAAAUCUAUGGUCUUCCCUCUGAAGUGUGACUUGUACCCUAGAAACACAAUUUUCUGUUACAUUGCUAAUAUUUGAUAACUGUUUUUGGAAUGCUUAUACGGUCUGCAUUUUGUUUCAGUAGUUUUUGAAGGUCCAUUGGGGCAUGGUUGCUGCUGUCAUUACAUGGCAGUAUUGUGGCCUUGUGGUCCAGGCUACAUGAAUGGUUUAGUCACUCUCAUAAAACCAUUGAAACAUGUUUCUUGCCCCUACAUUUCUGUGCCAAAAGCCUCCUGUCCUCUAUUAUUUCUGAUUACUAGCACCAAUAGUGCCACACCUAGACUCUAAAACCUCUCCUCCUUUCUUCCGCCUGUCGCUGACUGAUGGCGAAUUCGCAGUCCAGAACACAAGCUCUGCCUUCUUGCUUUGUAUGAGAGUGCUCUGUGUUGCUUAACCUGUAGAAAGCACCUAGUGAUGCCCAAAUAUUGUUGUCCUGUAUGAAGCGCCAUAAGCAGUAGACGUGCAAAAGUGGAAUGUCUCAAACACAGCAUAUGGACCGUUUUUCCAUUGAUAUCAAAAUGAGCUAAAUGCACUUGCUAUGUAACUAAAACAGCUUUGAUGUGGGGAAGUUGCCGGUACUUCCUCAGUCCUCAUAGUCUCGCUGAAAUAAAAACCAUAUAUACACACUG
Messenger RNA from Bufo bufo (common toad), 2007 nucleotides. RefSeq names its product RAN binding protein 1 (gene RANBP1). Gene Ontology annotation, molecular function: GTPase activator activity. The transcript is spliced from 6 exons. Lineage: Eukaryota; Metazoa; Chordata; Amphibia; Anura; Bufonidae. Gene Ontology annotation, cellular component: nuclear pore; cytoplasm; centrosome. The record is from RefSeq and is a predicted model, not a curated record. Gene Ontology annotation, biological process: positive regulation of mitotic centrosome separation; nucleocytoplasmic transport. Bases 163 to 786 code for a protein of 207 amino acids.